Zootoca vivipara (common lizard) is the source of this 1325-nucleotide messenger RNA. RefSeq names its product RAS like family 10 member B (gene RASL10B). NCBI's taxonomy places the organism in Eukaryota, Metazoa, Chordata, Lepidosauria, Squamata, Lacertidae. Gene Ontology annotation, molecular function: GTPase activity; GTP binding. The record is from RefSeq and is a predicted model, not a curated record.
ACUAAAAUUAAAAACCCAGAACAGACGAGAGAGAAAUUGUUUCAACUAUAGAACCAGUCUCCUUCCCUUUACCAUCGCAGGUUUCGUUUCCAGAUUAUUAUUAUUUUUGCCUCCAAGUAAGUGCUGCAGCCCCCCCAGCUCUCUGCAAAUAUAUACACACCGAUCCGAGCUGCCCCCUCCCCCGACAACUCCAAAAAACCUUCCAAGAUCUGCGUGAGGAUACUGAAUGGAAUAUCUUCCCUUCUCUGCAACCAGCAGGCACCCCCAGUUUUUUCAAGGAUUUGGGACCCAUCACUGGAGACACCGCCUGGGGGGGAGAGUGUCCUUGGCUUCCUCGUCAUCUCUGCAAGUGACGGGCCAAGCCGGAGAGGACAUGGUUGCUGACUGUGGCUGACAUCGCAGCUGCCGGAAUAUGCAGCCCGGGGGCCUUCCUGGCAGCGCAAAGGCAGCGGACUGCGCCGAGGAGCCGAUCGCCACGUCGCGCAGGGGGGCCGCCGGGGCCGGGAGGCAUGGUGACAACGUUCAAGGUGGCAGUGCUGGGAGCUCAAGGGGUCGGGAAGAGCGCCAUCGUCCGCCAGUUCCUCUACAACGAGUUCAGCGAGGUCUGUGUCCCCACCAAGGCCCGACGCGUCUACCUGCCUGCUGUGGUCAUGAACGGCCACGCCCACGACUUGCAGAUCAUGGACUUUCCCCCAAUCACGGCGUUCCCAGUAAACACCUUACAGGAGUGGGCGGAUGUGUGCUGCAGAGGCCUCCGGAGCGUUCAUGCCUACAUCUUGGUCUAUGACAUCUGUUGUUUUGACAGCUUUGAGUAUGUCAAGACCAUUAGGCAGCAGAUCCUGGAAACAAGGGUCAUUGGCACCUCAGACACACCCAUCAUUAUCGUGGGGAACAAGCGGGACCUCCAGAAAGGGCGGGUCAUCCCCCGCUGGAACGUCUCCAACCUGGUGAAGAAGACCUGGAAGUGCGGCUACAUCGAGUGCUCGGCCAAGUACAACUGGCACAUCCUCCUGCUCUUCAGCGAACUCCUCAAGAGCGUGGGAUGCGCCCGGUGCAAGCAUGUCCACACCACCAUCCGCUUCCAAGGCGCCCUGCGGAGGAACCGGUGCGCCAUCAUGUGAGACCUUUGAGGACGGGCACCCCUUUCCGUUGCUGCUGGGCUCUCCAUCUCCAGAGGUGUUGCCACCCCCACUCACCCUCGUGCCAUGUGUACAGGAUCCCUUCUUUCCACCUGGAGCGGGUGGUGGGAGCAGGAGGUCUCGAGCGACUCUGUUUCACAACGAAUCGUCUCCACCCGCAACACCCUGGGGGUGUGAUCUAUCUUU